This is a messenger RNA of Microthlaspi erraticum, 552 nucleotides long. Lineage: Eukaryota; Viridiplantae; Streptophyta; Magnoliopsida; Brassicales; Brassicaceae. The record is from the annotation of a GenBank genome assembly.
AUGUCAGAAGGGUUCGCGAUCGAGCUCUACUUCGACCCAGCGCUCGAAAACCAAGUCUUGAAAGCUUGGAACGUCUUCGCUCGCCGUCAAAUCAGCACCAAACUGAUCAACACCGAGUCUCGCCCCCACAUAACCUUGUUCUCCACUCCCUUCGUCGACUCGACGAAGCUCGAACCCAUCAUCAAAUCCUUCGCGUCGAGGCAGGAGCCGCUCUCGCUCUCCUUCUCCUCCAUCGGAAGCUUCUCCAGCGACAACAACGUGCUCUUCCUCUCGCCGACGCCGUCUCUCUCGCUCCUCCAGCUUCAGGUCCAGCUAUGCGACGCGGUGAAGAAAGAAGGCGUCGAGAUCGGCGAAGAGUAUCGUCCCGAUUCGUGGGUUCCGUUCUGUCCCGUGGCGCUCGAGGUGCCUAAGUCUCGUAUGGCGGAGGCUUUCUCUGUUCUGAGGGAUUUGAAGCUUCCGGUGAACGGUUACGCCAUGGAUGUUGGUCUCGUUGAGUUCUCUCCGGUUCGUGAAGUCUUCUCUUUUGCUCUUGGUAACAAUUUGGAGUCUUGA